Molecule: messenger RNA, 3467 nt
Organism: Vespa velutina
Lineage: Eukaryota; Metazoa; Arthropoda; Insecta; Hymenoptera; Vespidae
Product: leucine-rich repeat-containing protein 57
Exons: 2
Coding region: 686-1402 (238 amino acids)
Molecular function (GO): protein binding
Source: RefSeq, a predicted model, not a curated record
CUUCGUCUGUCAAAAGAUACAUACGCGAGUUUCGCACGUAAGAGAAGGUAAAAAGUUGAUUGAAGUGAGCUUACCUCCAUGCUUGUCAGAUUUUGGUGUGGAAGCCAUCAUAGUCGACCGUUCCUUCGUAUUUAAACGAUACCACAGAGUCUCAACAUUUUUGCAAACAGCCGCGUCGUGAGUUACGAAGCAGUGGCUGCCGCACUGUUUUCAGUCUGAUAUAAAUCCGACUUGCACCGCUACAUCUUCGUUCGUCGGCCAUUUUUCAAGAGGCUCCGGGGAUAAUAAACGCCAUCUGCUGACGAAUAAUGAUAAACUACGCCGACAAGAUGGCCGACACAGUGUUCAUCGCGGCGUACUGACCAGUGAACGUAUUACUUUGAAUCCUUCUACGUUUCUUACCGUGAUAACGUGAGCUUAUAAAAAUUCUGAGAUCUUGAACCUGUCGUUCGACGCAUCGACCGUCAAAGACGCCGCUCGCGAAAAGCUUGCGAUGAUAGGGCGGUGGCGCGAUCGUCGUACAUUCUUGCGAACAAGUUUUAACCGUGCUGUACCAUAGUGCGUACACUCCAAAUAGAAAAUUCAAAGUUCUCUUUCGGACUUCUCUUACGUACGGAAAGAUAUACGGCGGAAAAGAGCGCGUCAUUCGAACGCGUAAAGAGUAACCGAUUGGAUUAUUUCGAAGAUGGGGAAUAUUGGAUUGCAACAACAUUACGAGACUGCCAAGAAGACGGGAGCAUUGAGAUUGUCGCAAAAGAAAUUGGACGAAUUUCCAUCGAAUCUACGUACAUUGGCACAUCUUUUACGUAACUUGGAUAUUUCGGAGAAUAAAUUUACUAGAUUACCCGAUGAGAUCGGCGAGUUUACAUUGUUGAAACAGAUCAAUUUGAGUCGUAACAGGCUUACAACAUUACCAGAGAUCAUUGGUCUUUUGUCGAAAUUAGAAUGUUUCAAUGGAAGUUCGAAUUACAUAGAAAAGAUACCGCGUUCCUUUUCAAAAUUAUCCCAUUUGAAACAAGUCAAUCUUUCUGACAAUCGCAUUACCGAAUUCCCUUUAAUGUUUUGCGAUUUGAAACAUCUCGACGUAUUGGAUCUGUCGAAGAAUAAAUUAACGAUAAUACCGGAUGCUGCUUCCUUACUUUCGGUAACCGAAUUAAAUCUCAAUCAAAAUCAAAUUUCUAUUAUAUCGGAUAGAAUCGCCGAAUGUUCGCGUCUGAAAACUUUACGGCUAGAAGAAAACUGUUUACAAUUGAACGCCAUACCAACCAGGAUAUUGAAAGAGUCUAAGAUAUCGAUGUUAGCGUUGACAGGGAAUCUCUUCGAGAUGAAACAAUUCGCUGACGUUGAAGGAUACGACGAUUAUAUGGAGAGAUAUACAGCGGUGAAAAAGAAAAUGUUUUAAACUCAUCAAGAUUACGAACACAUCUCGUUGUCACAUUAGAAUUAAUAGUAAACGCACAUACAGUUUCUCACGUACUUUUUCGAUUCUAUCCUUCCUCCCCUACGCCGUCAAAUUUAUCAUCGUGUAAUUCUUUAACGACUUUGUAUAUAUAUACACACACACACACACACACACCCGCAUAUAUAUAUAUAUAUAUAUAUAUAUAUAUAUAUAUAUUUGUACCUAUUUCGUGCAAAUUUUAUGAAAAAUAAAUUAUAUCUUAUAUAUUUAUUUUUAAUAUGACCUAAUGUAUUAUUAAACUAUCCUUUACAUGCGACGUAUAUUUCAUGUAAAUCUUAAUGGAAUAUUUGUUUGAGAUUUUCUACAAUUAUAGACAUUAUUUUUAAUACUAUUUUUCGGAAGUUAUGGUUGAAGAAAAUAAUAGCAAGAAAAAUUCAUUGAAUACGUUAUGGACGUGACUGUACCUCGAUGUAGAGAGAACAUACUGACUAAUUUAUAAAACAACUAUGUAUAAAAAUUUGUAUGAAACUUUUGCAAAUUUUCAUAUUGAAAAUUACUAUAAUUCAUAGAUGAUAAUUAUCGUAUUAAUUUUCACUCGUAAUCGAUAACUUUUUUAAUUGUUUAUAUUAUAUCUGCAUCGUGAUACGAUUACGAACAGCGAUCAAUCCUGUAGUCUGAACAUUUUGGGCCCUGUUCUUUAUAGGAGAAAAAUUAAGUAUUAUAAGUACAUAUGCAUAUAUAUUUUAUAUAAAUAUUUGAAAGAUUAUUUAUUCAGUUUCAACGUUUGUGAAAAGUGUUAGACAAAAUAUUUGGUUAUAAACGAAUACUUAAAAAAUUUCUAAUUAGAAAUGUUGAAAAAAGCCAUGAUUAGUAAAAAAGUAAAAAUGGUGGAGGGUAGACAUUUUAAAGGAUACGAUCCUAUGACGUCCAUGUCAACGCCGGUAGUGCAUGCUUGACUAACGUAGUGUUUCAAGCAAGUGUUUCUUCCAAGAUGGCGAACGUAGCUCGUUCGAAUUUUCAAGUAACACAAUGAAAAGGUAUACCGAGCCUUAUUCUCGGUUGUGAUGUAUUUCAUUGAGGAAAAUUCGUGUUGGUGAUCCGACGUCCUCGGACGUCGCGCGUUGUCGCGCGUGACUCGCGUGGAAGUGAUUACGGGCCGCCUGUGCGUGCCGCUCGUGCGUGCCGCCCGUGCGUGUCUCGUCGUUCAUUUGCCACGAAAGAAGAUAGAAGAAAAAAGAAAGGAAGGGAAUAAAUAAAUAAAGAAAUAAAUCAACGACGGGAAAGAGUUGAGAACAACAACGUUGAAGCAACGAUAAAAACAAAAAACAAAAAAGACAAGAUUUAUAUAAAAAAUUGCAAGAGGAAGAAGGGGGGGAAGAAAAUUAAAAAAAAAUAUACAUAUAAUAAAAAGAAAAAGUGAAAAGGGUGGUAGGAAGGAAGGAAGGAAGGAAGGAAGGAAGGAAGGAAGGAAGUAAAAGAACCGUAAAAAGAGGAAGCAAAGGAGAAAUUGAAAAAAGACAUAGAUAGAUAGAUAGAUGGACGGAUAGAUAGAGAGAGCGAGAGAGGGAGAGGGAGAGAGAGAGAGAGAGAGAAAGAGAGAAAGAAAAAAAUAAAGGAAGAAAGAAAGAAAUAUAAAAAAAAGGAAGAAAGGGAGAGAAGAUAGAGAGGUUGGCUUUUUUAUCCGCAGCAACGCGUGAGUACGCGUCGCCGUCUUUCGACGGGGGCGGAUUGACCGUCUCUGUCGUUGCUGCUUUUGCUUCUGCUCCGCCUCCUGCUGCUGCUCUUGUAUCGUAUCGUAUCGUAUCGUAUCGUAUCGUAUCGUCUUGUCUCGUCUCGUCUCGUCUCAUCUCGUCUCGUCUCGUCUCGUCUCGUCUCGUCCCGUCUUGUCUCGUCUCGUCUCGUCUCGUCUAGUCUCGUCUGGUGUUUUAUCGUUAACUUGAACGAGUCUCUCUAUGACCGAACACAUUUGCAAAUAUCUGACGCAAAUUCGAAAAUGAGGCAGGAACGUUGCAAGUGAUUUCUACCAGAGGAAAGCCCCGAGGUACGAAGAUCCCCCUGCAGAAUG